GCGCUUCACGCUACCCAUGUGUGGCUUCCCAGUUACCUUCCUCCUAUCCAAACGGACUGUUACUCUUGCAGAAGCGAGCGCGGAGUGGAACUGCAACAUGGGGAACCACGGCGGGGUUAUCUUUCUUUGGCUGGCUACGACGACGACGAUCUUAACCUUAUUCUGCCCAUCUUUAUCGGCUGAAGGUGGUUCGUCCUCAGUUGACUUCGUCGAGAAGGCCAUCUCUUCCCACUCCAUCGUUAUAUUCUCCAAGUCCUACUGCCCGUACUGUCGGAGGGCAAAAUCUGUCUUUAAAGAGUUGAAACAAGUACCACAUGUAAUUGAACUUGACGAGAGAGAUGAUGGCUGGAACAUUCAGAAUGCCUUGGGUGAGAUUGUUGGAAGGCGUACUGUACCACAAGUGUUCGUCAAUGGAAAACACAUUGGAGGAUCGGAUGAUACUGUUGAAGCCUAUGAAAGUGGGGAACUGGCAAAGAUUUUGGGUCUUCCUGCGAAGAAGAAUGAUGAUCUCUGAUCAAGAUUUUAGUUCCCAUCCCUUGAUUCUUUCUCUUAUUUUUUGUAAGAGUAGUGACCUAAUACUCUGUGUAGAGCAUUGUAAUUGAUGCUCUUUUAUUAAACACCAUAGAGGUAAAGAACCAAGUCUAAGUUCUUUGGUCUUGCCAUUGAGAUUUUCAAAGUAAUGAGGCUGAACCCGAAAAUGGGUUUUAGCUAGAAGGUUGGGGUUUA
Diospyros lotus (date-plum) is the source of this 726-nucleotide messenger RNA. RefSeq names its product glutaredoxin-C4. Gene Ontology annotation, biological process: cellular response to oxidative stress. Bases 17 to 514 code for a protein of 165 amino acids. Gene Ontology annotation, molecular function: glutathione disulfide oxidoreductase activity. The transcript is spliced from 4 exons. The record is from RefSeq and is a predicted model, not a curated record. Gene Ontology annotation, cellular component: cytoplasm. NCBI's taxonomy places the organism in Eukaryota, Viridiplantae, Streptophyta, Magnoliopsida, Ericales, Ebenaceae.